CUUGAACCACCACGGUGAUAUUCGCAUGCGGGUUUUUUUUAAUCAUCGGAUAGCUGAUAAAUUUCAAUCCUUGCCUUGACUGUGUGCUAACUCCUUCACUGGAUACCUGGAUUGUUGGAUUUAAGAAGAUCAGGCGUUGGGAUUAUCCUGCCGUCACGAUGAAGGCGGAAUUUCUGUUCUUGGUUCUAACUGGAGCACUGAUAGCACAGCUAGGUCUUAUUACCGAAGCCGCUGCAACUACCGAAGCCGUUACAACAGAAAAUGCAACAGAAUACACUAAUUUUGCUGAUGCCACUACCGAGGAACUGAGCACUGCAACUGAUACAUCAGAGAGUGGCUGCUCCCCCACAGCAACAGUUGAGACCCAUUUCGUCGGGGAGUUCUCCAUAACCUUCAUGGAUAUGACGGCUGCUGAGUUUGACCUUGCAUACUUGGAUGCGUCAAGCGAAGAAUACAGAAAUCUGAGCUCGGCGAUCUGUGAAGUGUUCGCUGAGGCUAUCACCGACUUUGGCAGUACAGCACUUGAUUGUAACGUUACUGAGAUCAGUAAUACAACCGAUGAAACGAACACCACCUCAAUCGGCCUGGAAGUUGAUGCUUCCUUUCAAUCUACCACCUUCGUCCCUGAGAGUACGACGGUUGCAUUACUUGUCGAGGCGUUCCAGAACUCCACGUUCACCAUAUUUGGUGACGUCAUUAACACUAUUGUGUACGAAAACACAACAGAAUACACUAAUUGUCCUGAUUCCACUACCGAGGAACUGAGCACUGCAACUGAUACAUCAGAUGGGACCGAAACCACAGUACUGAGUAGCACCAUGGAAGCAGAUGGAAGUACAGUCGAGAGUGGCACCACGGAGCAGAGCAUUACCAUAAUGGCAGAUGCAACCAUGACCGAGAGUAUCACUGUGGCUGGUGGUGGUAGUGCAACCACAGUGGCACAACCCGCAACCAUGACCGAGAGUAUCACUGUGGCUGAUGGUGGAAGUGCCACCACAGUGGCACAACCCGCAACCAUGACCGAGAGUAUCACUGUGGCUGGUGGUGGUAGUGCAACCACAGUGGCACAACCCGCAACCAUGACCGAGAGUAUCACUGUGGCUGAUGGUGGAAGUGCCACCACAGUGGCACAACCCGCAACCAUGACCGAGAGUAUCACUGUGGCUGAUGGUGGUAGUGCCACCACAGUGGCACAACCCGCAACCAUGACCGAGAGUAUCACUGUGGCUGGUGGUGGUAGUGCCACCACAGUGGCACCAGCCGCAACCAUGACCGAGAGUAUCACUGUGGCUGGUGGUGGUAGUGCCACCACAGUGGCACCUGCCGCAACCAUGACCGAGAGUAUCACAGUGGCACCAGCCGCAACCAUGACCGAGAGUAUCACUGUGGCCGGUGGUGGUAGUGCCACCACAGUGGCACCUGCCGCAACCAUGACCGAGAGUAUCACUGUGGCUGGUGGUGGUAGUGCCACAACAGUGGCACCAGCUGCAACCAUGACCGAGAGUAUCACUGUGGCCGGUGGUGGUAGUGCCACCACAGUUGCACCUGCCGCAACCAUGACCGAGAGUAUCACUGUGGCCGGUGGUGGUAGUGCCACCACAGUGGCACCAGCCGCAACCAUGACCGAGAGUAUCACUGUGGCUGGUGGUGGAAGUGCCACCACAGUGGCACCUGCCGCAACCAUGACCGAGAGUAUCACUGUGGCUGGUGGCGGUAGUGCCACCACAGUGGCACCUGCCGCAACCAUGACCGAGAGUAUCACUGUGGCUGAUGGUGGUAGUGCCACCACAGUGGCACCUGCCGCAACCAUAACUGAGAGUAUCACAAUGGCACCAGCCGCAACCAUGACCGAGAGUAGCACUGUGGCUGGUGGUGGUAGUGCCACCACAGUGGCACAACCCGCAACCAUGACCGAGAGUAUCACAGUGGCACCAGCCGCAACCAUGACCGAGAGUAUCACUGUGGCUGGUGGUGGUAGUGCAACCACAGUGGCACCAGCCGCAACCAUGACCGAGAGUAUCACAGUGGCACCAGCCGCAACCAUGACCGAGAGUAGCACUGUGAUUGGUGGUGGUAGUGCCACCACAGUGGCAUCAGCCGCAGCCACUACCGGUACUGCAAUGAUGACAGAAGUAGUUGAAUCUACGACAGUGGUGGAAAGUGGCACUUCGACCUUGGGUGGCAGUGACACCACAGCACAGAGUGGCCAGGUUACGACGGAAAGUCCAUCUACAGAAGCACCCACUACUCCAACUCUUGUGGAUGAAUGUACCGCUGGCACAGAUGCAUGCGGACCUCACAGCACAUGCAUCGACACCCAGGACUCGUACACUUGUCAGUGUGAUAAUGGCUAUGUCAGCUCCGGCCUUACUCAGUGCGUUGACGUCAACGAAUGUCUAGGCGGUCCCUGCCAUUCCAAUGCAAAUUGUACCAACACGGACGGCUCAUACACCUGCGCUUGCAAGUCAGGAUUCAUUGGAGAUGGAACAACCUGUGAUGAUGUCAUCGAGUGUGACAACCCAAGCCUGUUCACUUGCCCAAGUGACAGUUCUUGUGUCAACACCAUGGGGUCGUAUGAAUGUCAGUGUGACACAGGUUACACGGACAGUGGCAACGGCACAUGUGUGGACGCAGACGAAUGCAGCGACGGCUCAGAUGACUGCGACGCGAAUGCAGCUUGUGCAAACACUGUUAGUAGUUUUACCUGCACUUGCAACACGGGCUAUGCGGGGACCGGUGAUAGUUGUGUCGAUAAGAAUGAAUGCACCAAUGGGGACGCAUCGUGUACCGCAUCAUCGCACUGUGUCAAUACUCCGGGUAGCUAUCAGUGCGACUGCAAUCAAGGCUACGAAAAAGAUUCUUCUGACAUGUGCGUUGACGUAAAUGAAUGCCUUAAUGCCGCCAGCUGCCCUGCCAAUUCUACGUGCGACAACAACGCUGGUUCGUUCGUCUGUAUCUGCGACAGCGGUUUUACUCAGAACGGAGACGAGUGCUCUGACAUCGAAGAGUGCAGUCUAUCUACCGACGACUGUUCCCAGAAUUGCAUGAAUACCGUGGGUGGAUACACUUGUAGUUGCGAUGACGGCUUUACAUUGGCCGAGAACGGAAUGGACUGCGAGGCCUCAAGCAACUGUACAGACACCGACUACUGCGGGGCCAAUGCCAUUUGCUUCUUGAACUCAACAUCCAACGCUGACACUUGCAGAUGUGACAGUGGAUUUCAAGCAAUAAACGCCACUCACUGCGAAGAUAUUAACGAAUGUACGGAGUCAAGUGACGAUUGUGAUGAUGGGCAUGGAACCUGCGCCAAUAUUCCUGGCGGUUACACCUGUUCAUGUACAUCAGGCUACGAACUCGCCAGCGAUAUGAGGAGCUGCCUUGAUAUUGAUGAGUGCUUGCGCAACAUGGAUAACUGCGACAGCAACGCUAUGUGUACCAACACAGACGGCGGUUUCAAUUGCACCUGCAACGGAGGCUACGAAGGCAGUGGAACAACCUGCACAAACAUCAAUGAGUGCAUGCUGACUACUCCCUGCCACUCUCAGGCCACUUGUACCGACAGCGUAGGAUCGUACAGCUGUGCCUGUAAUACUGGAUAUCUUGGAGAUGGAAUUUCCUGCUUCGAUGUCGACGAGUGUGGAGUUUCAGACACCUGUGAUGACAACGCGCAGUGUAUGAACACACAAGGGUCGUACACCUGCAUGUGCAACGGUGGUUACUCUGGUGACGGUACCACGUGCUCAGACAUCGACGAGUGUGACACUCCGUCGAGCUGUGCGUCAAACAGCACUUGCACCAACACCGUAGGAUCCUUCUACUGUGAAUGUGAUGCGGGUUAUCGGGGCAAUGCGAGGGUGGAAUGCCCGAAUAUCGAUGAGUGCUCCGAGCAAGCAGACAACUGUCACGCGGACGCUGUGUGCACCGAUACCGACGGCAGCUUCACGUGCGCGUGCAAUUCUGGCUACAUGGGUGACGGAGUGACCUGCACAGACAUCGACGAGUGUGACACUCCGUCGAGCUGUGCGUCAAACAGCUCUUGCACCAACACCGUAGGAUCCUUCUUCUGUGAAUGUGAUGCCGGUUAUCGGGGCAAUGCGAGGGUGGAAUGCCCGAAUAUCGAUGAGUGCUCCGAGCAAGCAGACAACUGUCACGCGGACGCUGUGUGCACCGAUACCGACGGCAGCUUCACGUGCGCGUGCAAUUCUGGCUACAUGGGUGACGGAGUGACCUGCACAGACAUCGACGAAUGCACAACCAUGGAUGCAUCGCUCGACCACAAUUGCGACAGUAACGCCGUGUGCUUUAAUAUACCCGGCUCUUUCACCUGUUCCUGCAACACUGGCUAUAUAGGCACCGGGCAGUUCUGCAUAAAUAACGACGAAUGUUUGACUAAUACCCACAUGUGCGACUCGCAUGCAACCUGCACUGAUACCGUAGGAUCAUACACGUGUGCCUGCGAUACAGGAUACAUGGGAGACGGACGGACCUGUCAAGAUAUCGAUGAGUGUUUCAUCAACGCAGACAACUGCUCAGUGUCAGCUCAUGAGAAAUGCAUUAACACUGUGGGUGGAUUCACAUGCGGAUGUCAGACUAACUACUUCCGGGUCAACGGAGUUUGCAUCGGGACCGUGGCUCGUAAUCUGGUGGUCGUUUUUGUCCAAAUCAAGGGCGUACCCGCAGUGGAUAACCUGGCUGUGGUUGAUACCUCAGCGAACCGUAUCGAUCUUGCUGCCGAUGUGUUCUCACUGUUGAAUGCUUCGUCAAGCGUCCAGCCCGAUCUCAAGGGAGUAGCCGUCUCGGCCAUGGCCAACGUCACCGGCGGAACCUCCGUCACGUUCCUGGUUGACUUGGAUUCGGGGACUGGCCUGACCGUGGCCCAGUUGUCGGAAGCCUUCGUGAACGGACUCCGGGGUAACGACAAUGACACGGUGGAACCGGACAGCCGGAUUCAAACCGGAUCAACGCCAACAGUGGAAGAACCAGUCAUCAACCCAUGUGAGGAGACUACAGACAACUGCUAUGACUUCAACUACGCCGAAUGUGUCUUUGGAGGUGUCAGCAACGAGUUUAGUUGUCGAACAUGUCGAACUGGUUACGCUGCACCCUCUGUUGCAGGCGAAGCCUGCACGGAAAUCUUCCCGUGUCAGGUAGACCCGCAGAAUUGCACCAACCAGGACUUCGUGGACUGUGUACAUGACGGCCCAGGACAGUUUCAUUGUGAGAAUUGUCUGGGUGGAUGGAGACUGGUGAACGGCCGGUGUCACAAGCUUGCUGAGUUUGUUGCAGUGACGUUAAUCCAGGAUGUCGCCGGAAGUCCAGUCCUGUACUUCGACGAUCUUGCCAACAAAUCUUCUCUUUUGUUUAACAUCUAUGAAUCGGGCGCCUGCGGUAUCUUCAUGUCAGCAACAAACGCCACUGAUUGUGAGGUAAACAGCUUUUCCAAUGGGAGCCUUAUCGUGAACUACACGUUGUAUUUCUUUGAGGCCGAAGGAAAAACGGAACAGGAAAUCGUGGCUGACAUCAUUGCUGCAGACGAUGCAUCAACUGAUUUAAAUUUCUUGCAAAGUUCAAUCAUCGUAAUGGCUAUUCCGAGCGUUUUCUGCGAAUUCUCAUCUUGUUUAAACGGAGGAACAUGUUCCGUCAUCAACAGCCAGAUCAGCUGCGCGUGUGCAGCAGGCUACAUAGGAGGCGACUGUAGUGCAGUCCUUACAACCAGCGCACCGGACGUUGCCACCACCCCUGCCACCACCCCUGCCGGCGGAUUGACCACGGGCCAAAUCAUCGGUAUCGUCGUCGGAGCUGUCGUACUCCUGCUUAUCAUCAUCAUCAUCAUCGUCGUCAUCUGCAAGGCUAAAGGGAGGGCCAAGGUGGGGACCUCCCGUGAAGAAAUGGCCCUGACUGAACGACACGAAGAAGCCUCGAUUUCUUAAGAUGGAAUUUUGCGUCGGGGUGAUGUAAAUCAAAUUAGGUUUUGCCCUUCACCGACGUAUAAACACUGUAUACUCAGUGUGUUACCGAUCCC
Molecule: messenger RNA, 6022 nt
Organism: Patiria miniata (bat star)
Lineage: Eukaryota; Metazoa; Echinodermata; Asteroidea; Valvatida; Asterinidae
Product: fibrillin-2-like
Exons: 34
Coding region: 159-5930 (1923 amino acids)
Molecular function (GO): calcium ion binding
Source: RefSeq, a predicted model, not a curated record